Molecule: messenger RNA, 1273 nt
Organism: Loa loa (African eye worm)
Lineage: Eukaryota; Metazoa; Nematoda; Chromadorea; Rhabditida; Onchocercidae
Exons: 9
Coding region: 92-1273 (393 amino acids)
Source: RefSeq, a predicted model, not a curated record
GGUCAUUUUUGUCGCAAUUUUCGAGUGUUAUCAUAUAUAAAGCAGAGUUGGAAACCAAAACGGUUGAUGAGGCCAUUUAUUUGUUUCCACGAUGAUGGAAGUAGAAAAUCCAGUAGGAAGUGUGGACAAUGAACAGUACCGUCAAAUGAAUGGUGACGAGAAGUCAGAAUAUCUGGAUGAUGACGGUAAAGUUAGUAAUGGUGAAAGGAAACUGGCAUAUGAUGACAAUCGAAGUAACAAAGAGGAAGAUGAUACCGUCGAAACCAGGUCAGAAAAAUCGGAUGAUUCUGCUAGAAAAGAAGGCGCUUCUGGUGGAGAGACUCACCCAAAAAAAGAACGUAUAUCGCGAUCAAAAUCGCAUUCCACUUCAUCAAGACGUCGUCGGCGCCGUCGUCGACAUUCUUCAAGGUCAAGCACACGCACAGCUACCACGAAGUCGCGCUCGCGAAGCCGAUCGAGAUCUCGGACCAAGUCACAUACACGUUCUCGAUCGCCACGACGAGCUAGCUCACGUUCGCGUUCACGCUCGCGUCGUAAUCGCAGUCGUAGCCCGAUGCGUCGUCGCAAAGCAUCACGUAGUCGCAGUCCAAGGCGUCGUCCUACGCGUAGUUCAUCAUCUUCAAGUCGAGACACUUACGGUUCCUUCAAAGCUAUGAGCCCAGCACGCCCGGUUUACGAAUACCCUUGCCGCAAAUGUGACCGUGACUUCGAAACCAUUCGAGAGCUCUGUGAGCAUGAAAUCCGUGCUCAUGGUGCUUGCUUUCCGUGUCCUCACUGCGAGAAGCAAGCAUCGAGCGUGCAAAAACUUUGCGAACACAUGAAACGACGUCAUUCUGACUAUCGUUUGCUGUGUGAUUUUUGCAAAGACGAUUUUGGUGGGAAAAUAAGUGGCGCAAAAGAUUCGAAUUGGGAAGAAUUCCGGGAUCACAUCUAUAAAGAGUGUCUGAAAGAGAAGAUCUAUCUCGCUGAUCGUCAACGAGGUCGUUCAGCUGGAGUUGCCCAACGCGGCCGAGGUCGAUGUCCGCAUGGCCCCCCCGUAAAAUGCAAGAAUUUCCCGAACUGUCCAGGCGAGAAAUGCUACUAUUUUCAUGGUUACUGUCGUUAUGACAAGUUAUGUGUCAAAAAGGAAUGUCCAUUUGACCACACGGACCGUCCGCGUAUUUGCCUGUCCUGCCUUAGAGACUACAAGCAAAUUACAUUUCUUGUUUUAGAGACGCUUUUAACGGAUGCAGUUCAGUCAGAUUUGUUAUCAUCUCAGAAGUUACCAUGUUGA